Messenger RNA from Fusarium sp. VM40, 1071 nucleotides. Lineage: Eukaryota; Fungi; Ascomycota; Sordariomycetes; Hypocreales; Nectriaceae. The record is from the annotation of a GenBank genome assembly.
AUGUCUCUCCUCAGACGAACUGCAUGCUCUUUAUCGCCUCAUACUAGACCCUUUCUCCCAGCCGCCAAUGCCACACGCCGCGCAAAUGUUAUUUCACAUCCAGUCAUCUCAAAUUCAACAAUACAGUCGCCAUGGGCUGGCCGAAGGAACUUCUCUGUCGCUUCAGCACUCGGUGAAACAGUCACCAUGACCGCCGAUAGCCUCAGCUGGGUCCAUAGUGUAGGCAUGCCGUGGUAUGUGGCCAUCCCACUGCUUGCCAUAGGCGUCAACGCAACCAUUCGAUUUCCUCUCCAGCUCUACAGUGCUCGUUUGAAAGAGGCUCAAACACCGCUAAAUCCUCUUGUCGUGGCAUGGUCACGGCGUCAUGCUACUGAUCGGAGCCUGAACGACCUCAGCCUGCCGGAGCGAAUAAGGAAACUCCGUCUAGCAGGCGCCGUUGAGAAGUCAAGACGGAGGAUCUACAAAACCUGGGGCGUUCAGCGUUGGAAAAGACUGGCACCUCUACUCGGAAUUGUUCCUUUUGUUACCAUCUCCGAGGCUAUACGGCGCAAAUGUGGUGCACCUCUGGGUUGGAUCAGCCACCAAAUCGGUCUAGGCAAUACGGAUCCAGCAACUGCUGGCAUUGGAGCUGCGAGCGGCAUGUUCGACGAGUCUUUGACCAACGGAGGCUUGUUGUGGUUCACUGACUUGGCUUCGGCGGAUCCUUAUUACGGCCUGCCCAUCGCCUGCUCGGGCAUUUUGAUAUGGAGCACUUGGGGCAGGAUGCCUAAAGAGCAGCUCCAAGCAUUGCUGAAAAUCCAACCUGACGAGAACAGUCAUAUCGUCAUGACCAGGCUACAACAGCUCUUCGGCAGAGCAAUGCUCAUGAUGCCCAUAUUGCCGCUUCUUUUUGCUGAUCUACCAAGCGCCAUCUUUCUCUACUGGGGUACAUCGUUCGCUCUCACUCGCGUCAACGAGACGUUCCUGAAACGUUUUGUUCAAUCAAAACCCGGGACCCUGAUGGCACCCAAGCCUCAGAAAGAAUUCCCGUUCGUGAUUACGAAACAAGUCACAAAAUUAAAGGAAGCCUGA